AAAAAGAUUAAUUAAUUUCUAGCCAACAUUAUAAAUUAGCUGAAAAAUAUCAAAACCCGGAAACAUAGAAUAUUGCAUGGUACAAGUGAACUCGAUAAAGAAAUAAAGAAAAUAAGACAAAAUCCGGCUUAGUUCAAUCAAGAAAAGCUAUAGAUGUAUCCAGAAUAUUGCGGAUUACGCUUUAAACAGUCAUUUGAAAAAUUACUGGCAAUAAUUAUUCAAAGACCGACUUUGAAAGUCGAUGUCGUCGAACACUUUUGCUAAUUCACCUAGUUUUGAAUACAUUUUCGACUAGCUUGAUAACAAUAUCAGCACCUUUUCUAAAUAUUUUWAACAAAAUGUAGGAAUAGCUAGCGCGGUUACUAGAGGAGAGACAAUUAAUUGAGACUCCAAAUACGAUCCAAAAGAAAAAAACGGAAAAAUAAAGUUCAAACGUAGGUAUACUGAUUAGCAAGAAGACGUUGUAUUGUCAGGGCUGCUGUGGGCGUUUACCAUAAGUUACAGUAUGAUAUAAAGGUGGGAUUUCUUUUCUUAGCUUAAGUACUGCGUACAAAUCAUAAAGUUAAGUAGUCACUCACAAACUGUCAAAUUGCCUCACGCUUGACAUCAAGAAAAGGCAAUUACGAAUACGAUUUAAAAAUAAUAGAAAAAAACGCUAGAAUAUAUUCUUGCUUCUUGGGUUCAAGGUUUGCUUUUACUAAAAAAAAACGUUUAAAAAGAAUUGAGAUUUAGAUGAAAUAGCUUAAAGUUUUGUCAUCGUGUAAAACAUAUUUACGAUGUAAUUCUUAAAGUAAUAAAAUGCAUAAGUCGUUAACGCGUUUACCGCUUUUGCAGGUGACGAUCAUGCGCAGUUAUUUCCCGCCUUUUUCUUCCUUGUGAACGCCGAUCUUUUUCUACUGAUUAGUACUGACUGAAAAACCGACUGACCAGGAGGAAAAAAACAGUAUUUGGAAUGUGCUAAAGUGUAGAUAAUUAUAGAAAACAAAUCGUGCAGCAUUCAAAAUUCAUCUUUCAUGUUUACAUAAGUACCACAUUAAUUUACAGGCAUUUUCCUCUCAUCAGAUCUGUUCCUUAAGUACGAAGUAAUGUGUCGAUGUAAUUUGCAAGUUCGGUUACUUUUGACUAAAACUUUUAGCGACUUAUUAUUGACACUUUUUUACGGUAUCUGAAAUUUUUUUUAAAUUGUGCAUUAGCGGCGAUAGACUUCAAAGUACCAUUAGUUUAGUAUAGCACGUAAGUUGGUUUACAAAGUGUUUAGUAUUUCUAGUUUAUUCUGAAUAAUAAGAAUGGAUACAAAUAAGCCGAAUCGAUGUGAUAAGAUAACAAAAUAAAUAGUGUGCAAGUCUUUGAAGAAUUACAUGACAGCACAUUAAAGAAACAUUAAAAAAUGAACAAUUCGAGUUCUCAAGCGCAACCAGGCGGGAUGAUGUUCCCUGAGCCAGUAGGGUGGUGUGUGUCGUUCGGCGUCCUUGCUGCGUGCAUUAUCGCAGGAAACUUGAUAGCUAUUUCAGUUCUUACACGAAAGCGAUUUCUACGAAGAAGAACCAGCUAUUUUCUCCUGUCAUUAACUGUCGCAGACUUAAUGGUGGGAACAAUUUCAGUGCCUACGUACAUCUUCCAGCUGGCAGCUAGCCCUUCAAGUGACAACACGUUUGUUAAAUACAUCAAAGCUUCUGAUGUGUUUUGUAGUCUGGCGUCAACUUUUACGCUUACUAUCAUAGCACUGGAACGGGUAUUUGCCAUAACGUAUCCUUUACAGCAUAGAGUUUCAACAAAGAAACUCUAUUACAUCCUCGUCAGCUCUGUGUGGAUUUUGGCCGGUGUUUUGUCUAGUUUGUACUUCUUCUACAACUACAAACUCCUGGACCACGAUGUGUUUUUCUAUUUCAUGCUCAUCACGUUUGCCUUGUCGUUGUUUAUCAUGCUUGUGGCUUACAUUGUCAUCUGGAUUAGAGUAACAAAAACUCUCUAUUUGGACGAACACAAGCAUCAUGGAAGCUUAUCCGCUACUGACAGCUUUUCAGAAGAGAAGAAAUCAAAAGACCGCAUCGAACUGACUCCAAAUCCCAGCAACGGAAAAUCCAGGUCAAGCCCUGUAUCCUUGAGAAAAUUCAAAGGGAAUAAACUGCAAACAAAAGCUUUAACCGGGAAAGACGUCGAGCGGUCACGAAGUCGAGCUGAUAGCGAGAAGAAACUAGCUCUGACGUUAUUCAUCGUGACAGCGGUCUUUAUCGUCACGUGGUUACCAUUCCAGAUCAUCAACAUCAUUGUCUUCAGAUGCAGRAAAUAUAAAUUAUUUUGCAUACCCCCAAUUGAUGUCAUCUACUUCUGCAAGCUUUUGAAUUACAGCAAUUCUUUUAUUAAUCCAGUGGUAUAUUCUCUGAGGCUGCCUGAUUUUAGACUCGCGCUGAAAAAAAUCGUUUUCAAGAAACUCCGGUGUCUCCUGUGUUUAGAUUGAAAAUUUUCUGUCGUCUGUUGUCUUAAAGCGCAUGUCUGGACAGGCGAGACCCUGACUGCAUCGUCUUUAGAGCGAAUGGAGAAAAGCUAGAAAUUUGCUCUCGGACAAGUUGGACAAGACGAAAAGUUUCUCUAGACGACAUAUUUGGCUCGAGCACAUUGUUAUUUUGCUCAAGUGACGUAUUUCACGAAGGAAAUGAUCUCAAGAUCUUACUACAGCACUGAGUUUACUAUAGACGUCAGAGAUUUGUUCACAGUUUGCACGCUCGUCAAAGGAUUCUUUCUUCGAACUAGCUAAAGUACAAAGAGGUCUUUGUYCUAUUUUGAUCUCAGAUGUGUGUUUUAUCGUGCGCAUGCUCAAUGGUCGAGUUUAAAACAAAACAAAAAUUGAGAGUGCUAUGGUUGUACUGACUCGCACACGAUAAUAGAGCUAAUCCACUGUUUUCCCAUUUCAGACCACGUGUCAUUACCUAGAGUAUAUAUCUCUUUGCUUAACUGGUGCACAUGAGAAGACACAUGAAUAUGAAUACCAAUCAAACAAAGAAUCUUAUUCUCAAGAGUGACACGUGGUCUUAAAUGGGCAAAUCAUGCAUUACGCCCCAUUAGAGGGCCAUUGCUAACAAACUGUGUAGGUCCGAAACAUAGCCAUGAAAUGUCAUAGGUAUAUUAAUUAUGUAAAAAAGUCAGUAGGAAACAACGAUAAGGAUAGAUGCUAGGGAUAAGUUGACAGUUAAGGUCGAUUUAGAGAUAGUGAUUGUCAUACUAAUAGCCAGUUUAUUUAAACAUGGCAUGACAAAAGCCAUAUUUCCAAUACAACUACGAUGUUGAGUGGUGACUCGCACAACGAUCAAAACGACGCUCCCGGGAAGCAAUCUCGGAGUAGUCCGCGUGAUCAUUCGUUUGAAUCUCAUUUUGGAAUCUCAUUUUUCUCCAUAUUGAUGGUGAUUAUAUAAAAUUUUGAUGUUUAGUAUGGCAGCCAUGUUGUGGGGCGUGAUAGAAUAGUGCAGUUUUCGUAUGACUGUGAAAAAUUCACGGCACGAACACGGCCAUGACACGGC
Molecule: messenger RNA, 3515 nt
Organism: Actinia tenebrosa (Australian red waratah sea anemone)
Lineage: Eukaryota; Metazoa; Cnidaria; Anthozoa; Actiniaria; Actiniidae
Product: beta-2 adrenergic receptor
Biological process (GO): G protein-coupled receptor signaling pathway
Cellular component (GO): plasma membrane
Molecular function (GO): G protein-coupled receptor activity
Source: RefSeq, a predicted model, not a curated record